AUGAUGGAAAACAGCAAAAAUCUGGAUUCUGAAAAAGUGAAUUCGUUUGAACUUCCAUCUCUCAUCAGGCGUGCAUCAUCAAAUGAAGUGUCUGGCUUUGAUAAUGCUGAGGAGAAUAGAUUUCUCAAUGAUAGGUAUCAACCAAGUGCGCUUCAGCUUACCAGUCCAUCAGCUCAAAGAAUUGAGACAGAUGCCUUAAAAUGCACACUUGAUGAAUCUGAACCCCAAAUUCAUCAAAGUGUGCUUUCUGUUUCUAUUAGCAUGCCAACAUCAGCAAUUGAACUUCAUUUACAUGACAACAAAAGAAUGCUCUUCAGUGGGGAAACAAGUUUCAACAAUGGAAUUCCAGCUUCCUCUGCCACACUUAAAAGUGCUAGCAGCAGCACACUGCCCAAAGGAUUAAAGUUUCACCCACAGCCAAUGCCAAAAAGCUCUGCAUUUGAAGAGGCAACUAAAACUGGACAUUUCCCUGCUCAUCCAAGUAUUGAAAGGUUGAAAGAUAAGAGGUUUGAUACUUUCAAAACAUGGUCCCGGAAACUUGACAGGCAAAUAACACUUCUCGGUGGAAAGACACCAGGGGAAACUGAAUCAGAGAACGUAAUUGUUCAAAUUGAAGAAGUAGAACGUUUACCUGCAGACAGAUACUUUGAUGCAUUAGAAGGGCCAGAGCUAGACACCCUUAGGGCCUCAGAAGAAAUACUACUUCCAGCAGACAAGCAGUGGCCAUUUCUUCUCCGAUAUCCAGUUUCUUCAUUUAGCAUCUGCCUCGGUGUUAGCAGCCAAGCUAUUUUGUGGAAAACCCUGUCUACCUCGGCCUCAAUGAAAUUUCUCCACUUGAGCUUAAUGACGAAUCUCGUACUUUGGUGCAUUUCAGUUGCUCUGAUAGCUAUUGUUGCUUUCAUCUACCUUCUAAAAGUGAGCCUUUACUUUGAAGCAGUUCGUCGUGAGUAUUACCAUCCAAUCCGUAUGAACUUCUUCUUUGCUCCAUGGAUAGUCCUCUUGUUCUUAGCUCUUGGAGUACCACCUUCAUUUGCUAACAACUUGCAUCCAGCAAUUUGGUACAUCCUCAUGACCCCAAUUUUAGGCCUUGAGCUUAAAAUCUAUGGACAGUGGAUGUCAGGAGGCCAGCGUAGGCUUUCAAAGGUGGCUAAUCCCUUUAACCAUCUCGCUAUUGUUGGGAACUUUGUGGGGGCAUUGCUUGGUGCAUCAAUGGGACUCAAAGAAGGACCACUGUUCUUUUUUGCUGUUGGUUUGGCGCACUACAUAGUUUUAUUCGUAACGCUCUAUCAGCGACUUCCAACUAAUGAGACAGUAAUCCCAAAGGACCUCCAUCCUGUGUUCUUUCUGUUUGUUGCAGCACCAAGUGUAGCUUCCAUGGCAUGGGCAAAAAUCCAAGGCUCCUUUGAUUACAGUUCACGGAUUGCUUACUUCAUUGCCUUGUUCCUUUAUCUCUCACUGGUAGUCCGGGUUAACUUUUUCCGAGGAUUUAAGUUUUCUAUGGCAUGGUGGGUAUAUACUUUUCCAAUGACUGGUGCUGCCAGUGCAACCAUCAGGUACUCAAAUGAAGUCACAAACGUGGUAACACAAGCUCUGGCUGUUACACUUUCUCUCAUUGCCACAAUCACCGUCAUUGCUCUUCUCAUAACAACCAUCUUGCAUGGCUUAGUGCUCGGAAACCUCUUCCCCAAUGACAUUGCAAUUGCCAUCAGUGACAGAAAGCCAAACCCAGAGACACAGAAGAAGUGGUUCCACCUACAUGGAAGCUCGGAAGCGAAAGACAUUGAAAAUUUCUUGAAGUCAGAAGAAACAACCUCAGAAAACAAAGAUUUAGAAGCCGCCAAGCCCUCAGACUUUGAGUAACAACAGCUUGUAUGAUAUUAUGUCCGCCACUUGGACAUGGGAGGAACAUGUAUACAGAGUGCAACAUCAUACUAAUUUUGGUAGUGAAUUAAAAAAGACAAAUUUUGCUCAUACUGCAACUGCUCAUCGAUCAAUGUCAGCUCAGUCUACAGUGGCAGAUCCAUGAAUUAUACGAACUUACUUUAAAAGCAUGAUCGAUACAAUAUUUUCUUUCCUGGCACAAGA
Molecule: messenger RNA, 2085 nt
Organism: Prunus dulcis (almond)
Lineage: Eukaryota; Viridiplantae; Streptophyta; Magnoliopsida; Rosales; Rosaceae
Product: S-type anion channel SLAH2-like
Exons: 5
Coding region: 1-1860 (619 amino acids)
Biological process (GO): intracellular monoatomic ion homeostasis; transmembrane transport
Cellular component (GO): membrane
Molecular function (GO): voltage-gated monoatomic anion channel activity
Source: RefSeq, a predicted model, not a curated record